AUGUUCUUCAUAGAACCACAGACAGUCGGCUGCUGCGCAGUAGGUUGCUGUGCCAUAGCCGCCACUAGCUACCUAGCAAACAAUAUCUCAAAAAUACCACACCCAUCAGAAUGCGGAUGCAUAGGUGGCAUAUAUCGCAUAGUAGGACUACACUCUCACGAUCCCUUCGAUAUCAUCCUAGAAAUACACGAAGCUCACAGCGGGAUUGAUUCAGGGAAGUACUACGUAGAAGUAGAAGCUGGUAGAAAAACAUACCGUACUCAAACUGUCAGUGCCAAAGACGGCCAACUCCACGUGCAUGAAAAGCUCAGAGUGCACGUCAGGCAAUGUGAUGACGCAAUUUUCGUCAAGUUAUACAAACAACAGCUCAUGAGAGACCAUCUCUGUGGCGAACUGAAACUAUCGGCAACUCACGACUUAAUGGCAGAAAAACCGGCCAAAAGACGAUGGUUUACAAUGGUGCACGAAAACCACUCAGCAACCAGGAUGAAGGUUUCUAUAUAUCGGAUGAGCGAAGAAGUAGCAGCUCGAGAAUUAUCACCGCUCAUGCUUCAAGCUAUCAUAGAGGCAGAACAAGAUGGAAAAAGCAUAGAAGAGGAUUUAAUAGAAGAGCUAGAACGGAUGGACGACUAUGCCAAACUAAGAUUUUAUUCAAAAGUCAUCUCAGGUCCUUUGAAAAAAAUGAACACUUUCGGGAGAAAGUGGACCACAUUGUAUUUCAAACCUCUCGAAAUAUCAAAUGGAAACUGGGAAUGGUGCGCCUGGAACACCAGAGAGGAUUAUGAUGCAGGGCUAGAAGCUAUAGAGACCUAUCCAUUUCUGUCGAUAAGCGUCGUUGUGGCUGAUCCCACAAAUAGUAAUUGUUUUUAUGUGAAAUAUCAUAAGGAUGGAGGCGAUUUUGGACUACUGUUCAAAAGGGUCGAUAGAAAUAGAGACGUCUGGGCAGACUCGCUAUAUGAAUUUAUCGAAAGAACACGUGAGAUUUAUUUCAAAAAUCCCAAUAAAGGAAAGCUAAAAAUAUCUCACAAAAAUGUUAAAAGGUGUAAAGAUUUCGAGGCAAACAACCAUAAAUUAGGCUCGGAUCAUAAACAAGCUGAAAUGCAAUUUCAUUUAUCAAAAUUUAAACGACUCGUUAGCCCGGUACAAAGGGUUGAUGAUGAAAAUAAAUUGCACCAGCAUGUAGGUAGGAUGGCGCAACACAUGUACAUGCCGCAGUGA
Molecule: messenger RNA, 1218 nt
Organism: Babesia sp. Xinjiang
Lineage: Eukaryota; Apicomplexa; Aconoidasida; Piroplasmida; Babesiidae
Exons: 5
Coding region: 1-1218 (405 amino acids)
Source: RefSeq, a predicted model, not a curated record